Gamsiella multidivaricata is the source of this 2736-nucleotide messenger RNA. RefSeq lists its product as uncharacterized. Gene Ontology annotation, cellular component: membrane. Gene Ontology annotation, molecular function: ATP hydrolysis activity; ABC-type transporter activity; ATP binding. Lineage: Eukaryota; Fungi; Mortierellomycota; Mortierellomycetes; Mortierellales; Mortierellaceae. The record is from RefSeq and is a predicted model, not a curated record. The transcript is spliced from 2 exons. Bases 1 to 2736 code for a protein of 911 amino acids.
AUGUGUACCUGUAUGCCAGGGUUUGGUGGAAACGACUGCAGUCUCCUGGCCUGUGGGUCGCCCUUGAUCGAUUCUUCACAACGACCCACAGUUCCUUCCAACACGGGUUGUUCUAAGUGCGACGACGGAUUUGGUGGCUUUAACUGCAAUGUCUGUCAGACAGAUGCUGGGUGCCAGUCAAAAACACCCUCUCGCACAUCUUUCCUCGGCAACGAGAACAUGGUCUGCAAUAAGGAUCCCGAGGUCUAUUACGACUCCUUCAUGUCCUGCGCAGUCCGCGCCCCCGAGCUUACGGGCUUCUUCCCCGGAAACUACAGCCUCACGCUCGAUCUCAAUCCCGUCAAUAAGAGUGUGAACGCCCAGUUGUGGUUGGGACAGGCGGAACAGUUCUUCUGUAGCGCCCCCAAUUGCACCCUUGCAACCACUGAACAGAAUGGAGUCGUGCAGACCAAAUGGAAUUGUCCAGUGCUCAAGUGCAAUUGUAUCACACCCACGUUGAUGUGUGGAGGGGUCCCUGGGCCAGUCAUUACAUUGGGCGAUACGAUUGAUUCUCUCCAUGGACCGUUCUCGCUGACGUGUCCACAUGGCAGUAAGGAUUGCGACUUCUUUAUUGCGGAUCUAGCAGGAUUCUUCCCGACGGGUUUGAAAAUGGUCGACUGUGAUAUGGGCGAGUGUGUGUUCCCGUCCGAGAUGCAGUCGUCGGUCACGACCGUCAAGGCGACGAUGGCGCCGGGUGUGAUUGCUUGCCUGGCGAUUCUGGGUGCUUUGAUCCUUUUGUUGAUCGUCAUUUGCGCGGUCGCUCGCAGAAACCAGUUGAUUCUCAGCCGCACACCUUACACGCUUAACACCGAGGCCGCAUCGCUCGAGUUCCGCAAUGUCGGGUACACGCUCAACAAGGAUGGACUACAGAUCCUGAAUGGUAUCUCUGGAGCAGCCCCUGCAGGUGUGGUCUUGGCAGUGAUGGGUCCCUCUGGGGCGGGUAAAUCGACACUGGUGGAUAUUCUGGCGGGCAAACGCAAGGACGGAAAGGUGACGGGUCAGAUUCUGUUGAACGGCAAGCAGGUUCAUGAAAGCGAUAUUCGUCGGGCAGUUGGAUUUGUCGAUCAGGAGGAUACGUUGCCUCCAACCCAGACUGUGUAUGAGGCCGUGCUGUUCUCGGCUAUGCUACGUCUUCCGGAGGCGAUGCCGGUCUACCGAGUCCAUGAGCGUGUUGCGGAGGUCAUUGAGAUGUUGGGCUUGACACACUGCGCCAACCGAAGGAUCGGCAAUGUGACAUCGCGUGGUAUCUCUGGAGGUGAGAAGCGUCGAGUGUCGAUUGCGCUAGAACUGAUCACGCGCCCUCCGAUCCUGAUCCUGGACGAGCCAACCUCUGGUCUGGAUUCAUACAGUGCCCAUAUGGUGGUUGAGCAACUCUGUAAAUUGGCGGCUAGCAAGACUACGACGGUCAUUUUAACGAUUCACCAGCCUCGCUCGGAUAUCUUUUAUAUGUUUGACCAGACUCUGGUUGUCAGCAAGGGAUCCGCGUUGUACUUUGGACCUACGGAUACUGCUGCCGAUUACUUCCAACGUCGUGGACUAGUUUGCCCUCCCAACUACAACAUUGCGGACUAUUUGCUGGAUAUUGCGAUGAAUCAGGAGCUAGUUGCCAAAGCCAAGAGCUUUGAUGAUGUCGAGGGCGAGAAGGCGGGACUUACUUCUGGAGCUCAGGCACAUGUCUCUGGAAACGUCCUGUCCCGUCGCUCUGCUAACAACGCCCACAGCAACACCAACACCAGCGAAACCACGCGUAACUCGUAUGAAACCUCGGUCAGGAUGGAAGAAUUGGGAUCCUCUAGUUCAUCAACUGCCUCACUUUCCGACAACAGUCCGUUGAAGAAGCAAAAGACGGUCUACCCAUCGAGUUUCCUGACACAGCUCCGUGUGAUUAUGAAGCGCAACGUCCAGACCCUGAUUCGUGACAAAUCCCUCCUGGUUCUCCACCUGGCGGUGUCGAUCAUUUUGGGAGUCUUCAUCGGUGGCCUGUACUUCCGGGUGCCUAUGAACUUGGCCGGAUUCCAGAACCGCGCCGGCUCAUUGUUUUUCAUGCUCGCUCUUCUCGGCUUCAGCAGUAUCUCCGCCCUGGGCGCCUUCACGGACACACGUACGCUAUACAUCAAGGAGCGCUCGAACGGGUAUUACCCACCGAUGCCGUUUAUCAUCUCGACAUUGCUGUUCGAUCUGAUCCCUCUGCGUAUCCUGCCAUCGAUCUUCAUGGGCUGCAUUUCCUACUUUAUGAUCGGUCUCUCGCCCGUGCUGGAGACGUUCUUCAAGUUCCUGUUGAUCCUCGUGUUGUUCAAUGUCGCAACGGCGAUGUUCUGUCUGGUUAUCGCGGCCGCGGUCCGUACGACGGGUGUGGCAUCGUUAGCAUGCUCGAUCGUGAUGCUGUUCAUGAUGUUGUUCGGGGGGUUCAUGAUCAACUCUGGUAACAUCCCUGCGGCCUUGACCUGGAUCCAGUACCUGUCGAUGUUCAAGUAUGGGUUCGAGGCCUUGGCGGUGAACGAGGUGGCGACGUCCAAGUUGAUUGAUACGAUUCAGGGCGUUGCGUUUAAUGUGCCUGGAUCGUUGAUUUUGCAGAAGCUGUUUGGAUUCGAUCUGGGAGGAUACUGGAAGAACAUGAUUGUAUUGAUCGGGUACAACGUGUUGUUCAUCGUUGCAUUCUGGGCAAUCGUCAGCUUCCGACUCAAGGAGCGCAAGUAA